This is a messenger RNA of Fonsecaea multimorphosa CBS 102226, 453 nucleotides long. RefSeq lists its product as uncharacterized. The record is from RefSeq and is a predicted model, not a curated record. Lineage: Eukaryota; Fungi; Ascomycota; Eurotiomycetes; Chaetothyriales; Herpotrichiellaceae. The transcript has a single exon. The coding region runs from base 1 to 453 and encodes 150 amino acids.
AUGUCAAGCCACACAGCCGGCGCCACAGCCUCCAGCGACUCUACUACUGCUCCCAGUGGCAUCGCCGACGACCAGACCAUAUACAAACUGACCUUCUACGUGCCGCCGGAGAACACACACGCAUGCCUUUCAGCGCUCUGGGCCACCGGGGCAGGGACAUGGCCUAAUGGGCCUGAGUUCCCCUCCUCCUCCUCCGCUUCUGGAGGUGAGCCUAUUGAGCCUGCGAAGUACACGGACACAGCCUUCAUCAGUCGAGGGACGGGGCAGUUCAAGCCCUCAGCCGCGGCGAACCCGCACAUCGGCACGCCCGGGAAGGUCGAGUACGUCGAGGAAGAGAGGGUCGAGAUGGUGGUCGUGGGCACGCAGAGGUGUAAGGAUGCCGUGCGUGAACUGAGACGCGCCCAUCCGUACGAGGUCGUCGCUUUGUUCGUGGUCAAGUGUGAGGAUUUCUGA